CCCAGGUGGAGUCGGGCGCCCCAGCCAGCGCGGACCGGCAGGCGCACGGGCACCGCGCCGGGUACCGCACCGCACCGUUCCGCGCGGGGCAGAGCGGAGCCGCAACCCCACGCGCCGCCCAGGACCCACUCGCCAUCGCCGCCUCCGCAGCACCCAUGGGGACCAGGAGACUUUAAAGGAGUUUGGGGUUUCGGGAGCAGGGAAAUCACGGAUCCCCGCUCCUGGCCCUCGCUUAGCCGCGUCAUUGAUGGGCAACCAACUGGACCGCAUCACCCACCUCAACUACAGCGAGUUGCCCACAGGGGACCCGUCGGGGAUCGAGAAGGACGAGCUGCGGGUCGGGGUCGCCUACUUCUUCUCGGAUGAGGAGGAGGACCUGGACGAACGCGGCCAGCCCGACAAGUUUGGCGUGAAGGCCUCCCCGGGCUGCACUCCCUGCCCGGAGAGCCCCAGCCGCCACCACCACCACCACCACCACCUGCUGCACCAGCUGGUCCUCAACGAAACUCAGUUCUCCGCCUUCCGGGGCCAGGAAUGCAUCUUCUCCAAAGUGAGCGGCGGCCCUCAGGGCGCCGACCUGAGCGUCUACGCUGUCACAGCGCUGCCCGCGCUCUGCGAGCCCGGCGACCUGCUGGAGCUGCUGUGGCUGCAGCCGACGCCGGAGCCGCCCGCCCCGCACUGGGCCGUCUACGUGGGUGGCGGGCAGAUCAUCCACCUGCACCAAGGCGAGAUCCGCCAGGACAGCCUGUACGAGGCGGGCGCGGCCAACGUGGGCCGAGUGGUGAAUAGCUGGUACCGCUACCGCCCGCUGGUGGCCGAGCUGGUGGUGCAGAACGCCUGCGGCCACCUGGGCCUCAAGAGCGAGGAGAUCUGCUGGACGAACUCGGAGAGCUUCGCCGCCUGGUGCCGCUUUGGCAAGCGGGAGUUCAAGGCGGGAGGGGAGGUGCCGGCUGGCACUCAGCCCCCGCAGCAGCAGUACUAUCUCAAGGUGCACCUGGGCGAGAACAAGGUGCACACGGCCAGGUUUCACAGCCUGGAAGACCUCAUCCGCGAGAAGCGCCGCAUCGACGCCAGUGGUCGCCUGCGAGUGCUCCAGGAGCUCGCCGACUUCGUGGAUGACAAGGAGUAGCCCUGUGGGGGGCCUCCCGCACCUCCUGUCUCCCCGCGCCCCGCUCCCUU
This is a messenger RNA of Callorhinus ursinus (northern fur seal), 1179 nucleotides long. It is a transcript of the gene LRATD1, whose product is annotated as LRAT domain containing 1. Lineage: Eukaryota; Metazoa; Chordata; Mammalia; Carnivora; Otariidae. The record is from RefSeq and is a predicted model, not a curated record. Gene Ontology annotation, biological process: cell morphogenesis; cell motility.